Molecule: messenger RNA, 447 nt
Organism: Phyllotreta striolata
Lineage: Eukaryota; Metazoa; Arthropoda; Insecta; Coleoptera; Chrysomelidae
Source: the annotation of a GenBank genome assembly
AUGCCUAAGAAUAAAGGUAAAGGAGGUAAGAAUCGCAGGAGGGGAAAGAACGAAAACGAAAAUGAAAAACGUGAAUUGGUAUUCAAGGAAGACGGCCAGGAAUACGCGCAAGUUACGAAAAUGUUGGGCAACGGAAGGCUCGAGGCGAUGUGCUUCGACGGCGUUAAAAGGCUAUGCCAUAUUCGUGGAAAACUAAGGAAGAAGGUUUGGAUAAAUCAAGGUGAUAUAAUUCUCAUAGGUUUAAGAGAUUAUCAAGACGCCAAAGCCGAUGUAAUAUUGAAAUACACGCCGGACGAAGCGCGUAAUUUGAAGACAUACGGAGAGUUCCCUGAAUCGGUUAGAAUUAACGAGACCGUUACGUUUGUCGAGGAAGGUUUCGAUGAGGAUAUUGAAUUUGGUGACGAUAUUAGUUCGGCGGACGAGGCUGAUCCCGUGGAUGGCAUCUGA